This is a messenger RNA of Prosopis cineraria, 3520 nucleotides long. RefSeq names its product phototropin-2. Lineage: Eukaryota; Viridiplantae; Streptophyta; Magnoliopsida; Fabales; Fabaceae. The coding region runs from base 356 to 3244 and encodes 962 amino acids. Gene Ontology annotation, biological process: protein phosphorylation. The record is from RefSeq and is a predicted model, not a curated record. The transcript is spliced from 23 exons. Gene Ontology annotation, molecular function: protein serine/threonine kinase activity; ATP binding. Gene Ontology annotation, cellular component: nucleus; plasma membrane; cytoplasm.
GCUUCUGCUGUUUUUCCCCCCCUCCAAAUACAAAAAAGCAUUUUGGUGGAUAAACGGGGAAAUCAACCGCUUAAUUCGUGCGUACAAGCAAAUAUCUAUUUAAUCACUUUUCUGGCCUUUCAAAUGAAACGUCUCCUCAUUGAUUCUCUAUUUUAACGCUCAAGCACUCGAGGAAGCUCGAAGCAGGAGAGAGAGAAAUAUACAGGCACAUUGCAGUUCGAGACAUUGACGAACGCGAUCUUCAGGGGUUCAAGAUUUUUCUUCUAAGAGCAAGCAGUGAAGUUAAAGCGUACCAAAACUGUCAAGAUUAGGUUGUACUCUCAAGUCUGUACUCAUUGUUGGAGGAAUAGUAUAAAUGGAGAAGCACAAGGAGAAGCAGAGAUCAUCUGCUAAUGAUGAUCAUAAUGCUGGUGGAUUAGCAUUCGUUUCCUUUUAUUCAGAAGAUAGCAGGGAAUCUGUGGACAAGUGGAUGGCAUUUCCUAGCAAAUCAAAUUUUGCCAAUUCUAGCAACUCAGCGAAUAUGGAUGAUUUUGGGGCUAAGAAUGAAAAGAAAGACAGUGAUGCAAGGGAGCGUCUGAACGAGCAAAAGCCUUUGGAUCAUCAAAUUUUAACUGAAGCAAGCAUAGCUGAGAGAACUGCUGAAUGGGGCCUUGUGAUGAACUCAGGUAGUUUUAAAGCAAUAGAAGGAGUGACAACCAGUUCCUCCUUCGAUGGUGAAAGAGGCAAAAAUUUGUCAGAUAGAUUUACUGCAGCAGUAUCAACAAGGACAUCUGAGGAAUCAAAUUAUGGGUCAGAGUCAUCAUCGGGGGCAUUUCCAAGGGUAUCACAAGAGUUGAAGGAAGCCUUGGCGUCACUACAACAGACAUUUGUUGUCUCAGAUGCAACUAAACCAGACUGCCCCAUAAUGUAUGCCAGCAGUGGAUUUUUCGGUAUGACAGGUUAUUCUUCAAAGGAGGUCAUUGGAAGGAAUUGCCGGUUUCUUCAGGGUCCCGAAACAGACCAGAAAGAAGUAGCCAAAAUUCGAGAUGCAGUUAAGAAUGGGAAAAGCUAUUGUGGCAGGCUUUUAAACUACAAGAAAGAUGGAACCCCAUUCUGGAAUCUUCUCACUGUCACUCCUAUAAGAGAUAGCCAGGGCAAUGUCAUCAAAUUCAUUGGAAUGCAGGUUGAGGUGAGCAAAUACACUGAAGGCAUAAAUGAAAAGGCAUUACGGCCAAAUGGAUUGCCUAAGUCAUUAAUUCGUUAUGAUGCCCGUCAGAAGGAGAAAGCUUUGGGUUCCAUCACAGAGGUUGUCCAUACUGUCAAGGACCCAAAAUCCAUCAUUCGGUCUGUGAGCCAUGAUAAUGCCAGUAAGGUUGAAGAGCUAGAAAAAAUCAGUUCUGAUUUUGUUUUGCCAAAGUCUGUUGAAAUCGAGAGUACUAGUUCAACAAAGAGACAAACUACUUCACUAGACUUCCAAGGUGAUAAAAGCAAAAGGAAGUCAGGGCGCAUUUCUUUCAUAAGUUUCAAAGGGAGAUCUCAAAGCUCUACAGGGAAGCAUGAUGAAAAGCCCAUUGUUGAGCCAGAGGUUUUGAUGACUAAGGACAUGGAAUGUUCUGACAGUUGGGAGCGUCUUCAAAGGGAAAGGGAUAUACGGCAGGGAAUUGAUCUAGCAACCACAUUGGAGCGUAUUGAAAAGAAUUUUGUGAUUUCUGAUCCUAGACUUCCAGAUAACCCAAUCAUAUUUGCAUCCGAUAGCUUUCUUGAACUUACAGAAUAUACGCGAGAAGAAAUUUUGGGAAGAAACUGUCGGUUUCUUCAAGGACCAGAAACAGAUCAAGCAACUGUCGCAAAGAUCAGAGAUGCUAUCAGAGAACAGAGGGAAAUCACUGUUCAGCUGAUCAACUAUACCAAGAGUGGAAAGAAGUUCUGGAAUUUGUUCCACUUGCAGCCUAUGCGUGAUCAAAAGGGUGAGCUUCAAUACUUUAUAGGCGUCCAAUUGGAUGGAAGUGAUCAUGUAGAACCUUUAAGAAACCGCCUAUCUGAGAAAACAGAGCAACAAAGUUCUAAAUUGGUCAAAGCAACUGCAGAAAAUGUUGAUGAGGCUGUCCGGGAGCUUCCUGAUGCCAACUUGAGACCGGAAGAUUUGUGGGCAAUUCAUUCUCAGCCUGUCUUACCAAGACCUCAUAAAAAGGAAAGUUCUUCUUGGAUGGCAAUACAGAAGUUAACUGCAAGUGGUGAAAAAAUUGGACUGCAUCAUUUUAUGCCAAUAAGGCCAUUGGGUUGUGGAGAUACUGGCAGUGUUCACCUUGUGGAGCUUCAAGGUGCAGGUGAACUAUAUGCAAUGAAGGCAAUGGAAAAAUCAGUCUUGCUAAAUCGUAAUAAGGUUCAUCGAGCAUGCAUUGAGAGAGAGAUUAUAUCAUUGCUGGACCAUCCUUUUCUUCCCACUCUAUACACUUCUUUUCAGACUUCUACACAUGUAUGUUUGAUAACAGACUUUUACCCUGGUGGUGAAUUGUUUGCAUUGUUAGAUAAGCAACCUAUGAAGAUUUUCAAGGAGGAAUCGGCAAGAUUCUAUGCAGCAGAGGUUGUAAUUGGUUUGGAAUACCUCCAUUGCUUAGGUAUAAUUUAUCGAGACCUAAAGCCUGAAAAUAUUUUACUUCAGAAGGAUGGCCAUAUUGUAUUAACUGAUUUUGAUUUAUCAUUCAUGACUUCUUGUAAACCCCAGAUUGUGAAGCAUCCUCCACCUCACAGAAGAUCGCGGAGUCAACCACCGCCAACAUUUGUUGCAGAGCCUAAUACACAAUCAAACUCCUUUGUCGGAACAGAAGAAUACAUAGCUCCUGAAAUUAUUACCGGAUCUGGGCAUAGCAGUGCUAUAGAUUGGUGGGCUCUUGGUAUAUUAUUGUACGAAAUGCUCUAUGGUCGUACACCAUUCAGGGGAAAGAAUAGGCAGAGGACAUUUGCCAACGUCUUGCACAAAGAUCUAACCUUUCCAAGUAGCAUCCCGGUAAGUCUUGCAGCCAGGCAGUUGAUUAAUGCACUAUUGCAGAGAGAUCCAGCCAACCGUUUAGGUUCAACUACUGGAGCUAAUGAAAUCAAACAACAUCCCUUUUUCCGUGGAAUUAAUUGGCCUUUAAUCCGUUGCAUGAAUCCACCACCUCUAGAGGCUCCUCUUAAAUUGAUAGGGAAAGAUCCAAUGCAUAAAGAAGUGAAAUGGGAAGAUGAUGGAGUGCUUGUUCGCUCAAUGGAUUUGGAUAUCUUCUGAAGUUUCUUGACAUUGGUAACUCACAACUCAGACAAUUCAAUUUCAAUAAAGUUCAAUGGAUUCCCUUUAUGUCACAGAAACAUUUGGAUGUAAUCUUAUGUAAUGCAGUGCCUCUAGCCAUGUUGUCGUUAUAGCUAAUUGCCAACUUCUGAUGUGGCAGUAGAAAAUGAUAACCAAAUAUGAAGACUAAUUAUAUAGGAUGACUAUGAUGCGUGUAUCACUUUAAAAUGCAAUGUUAAAUUUCGGGGCAGGGUAUUUGCUUUGAGCCUUUGACGA